UUCCGGUCCUAGCGGCGGGUGAGCGGGCGCUGAGUCGGGAGGGAGUUUCCUAUCCGCUCUGGGGCCCGCUCCCUCCUCCGUGCUGCCCAGGAUGGUACUGCCCAGGGGCCUGCGCUGGCCCUGAUCCCCCACUUUGGGAGAUGGUGCAGGCCGGGGGCUCCUUGCCCCCCCGCCGCCGUUACGGCGGCCGCCGCCGCCGCCGCCGCUACUGACCCGCGCCCCCGCCCCAUGGCCGCCGCGGCGCCGCCCCCCCCUGACAAGCUGGAGGGAGGAGGCGGCCCCGCCGCGCCGCCAGCGCCGCCCAGCACCGGGAGAAAGCAGGGCAAGGCCGGUCUGCAAAUGAAGAGCCCGGAAAAGAAACGGCGCAAGUCAAAUACUCAGGGCCCUGCAUACUCACAUCUGACGGAGUUUGCACCACCCCCGACCCCCAUGGUGGAUCACCUGGUGGCAUCCAACCCAUUUGAGGAUGACUUUGGGGCCCCCAAGGUUGGGGGGGCAGCUCCUCCAUUCCUUGGCAGCCCUGUGCCGUUUGGUGGAUUCCGUGUGCAAGGGGGCAUGGCAGGCCAGGUGCCCCCAGGCUAUGGUGGUGGAGGCGGAGGCGGGCCUCAACCACUUCGACGACAGCCUCCUCCUUUCCCCCCCAAUCCAAUGGGUCCUGCCUUCAAUAUGCCCCCUCAGGGCCCUGGGUACCCACCCCCAGGUAACAUGAACUUCCCUAGCCAGCCCUUUAACCAGCCCUUGGGCCAGAACUUUAGCCCUCCUGGGGGACAAAUGAUGCCAGGCCCUGUGGGAGGGUUUGGACCCAUGAUUUCACCUACUAUGGGGCAGCCUCCCAGAGGGGAGCUGGGCCCUCCUUCCCUUCCCCAACGAUUUGCCCAGCCAGGUGCUCCUUUUGGGCCUUCACCCCUUCAGCGGCCUGGUCAAGGGCUCCCAAGUCUACCCCCCAACACGAGCCCCUUCCCUGGUCCUGAUCCUGGCUUCCCUGGUCCUGGGGGAGAGGAUGGAGGGAAGCCCAUAAACCCUCCUGCAGCAACUGCCUUCCCACAGGAGCCUCAUUCAGGCUCACCUGCUGCUGCUGUCAAUGGCAGCCAGCCCAGUUUCCCCCAGAACAGUGGUGGUCGGGGUGGGGGCACCCCAGAUGCCAAUAGCUUGGCACCUCCAAAUAAGACUGGGGCAUCGGGGCACCAGCCCCCUCCAGGCUUGGUGUACCCAUGUGGGGCAUGCCGGAGUGAAGUAAACGAUGACCAGGACGCCAUUCUGUGUGAGGCAUCAUGUCAGAAGUGGUUCCAUCGUGAGUGUACUGGCAUGACAGAGAAUGCCUAUGGGCUGCUGACCACGGAAGCCUCAGCUGUCUGGGCCUGUGAUUUCUGCCUCAAGACCAAGGAGAUCCAGUCUGUCUACAUCCGAGAGGGCAUGGGGCAACUAGUGGCUGCCAACGAGGGGUGAAGUGGGCACAUUCGGUGUGGGGCCAAGCACUCUCCUUGAGGACGAUGGACCUUUCUCCUCUUGUGGCUCUUGGUCCCAGCUCCCCACUCAUGCUGGGAGGAGGCAUAGUGACUCCUGGGGGUAGGAGAAGGGAUUUACUGGGCAGGAGAAUGCCCAGACCUCUCUCCUUGGAACCUGCCCGUGAAGGGCUAAGAAAGAAUCCCCUGGGAGGUCAGAGCCCCAGUGAGCAGUGCCAUUCUCUGAUUGUCCAGGGUAUCUUAAAGAGGAAAAGAUAGAGGGGGAGGAUAUGAGUGGAUAUUAUUGGUUAGGGGCUGCAUUUCUUUGCUGGUGCCAGACGCCUUCUAGUAUCUCUGCCUAACACUGCUACCCUACUCUGAAGGAUAAAUUCCUGAAUGAUUUACCCCCUCUGGCCAGAGGUAAUUGUCAGGGUUUUCCCCCCAUUCCUUCAGUGGCCUACCAUAGGGCUUUAGCCCAAUGCAGAAGACAGUAUUAGACAAUGAGUGGAACCAGUUGGUCGGGGUCAUCCCUUAUUUUGAACUAUUCCCUUUGCACUGGCUUCUCUCUUUUGGAACCAAAAGGCUUUGAGGAAGCUAGAUGAAGGUCUGAACCAUAACAUUCCUGGAGAUUUUGGUGGCAGGAGGAUCAGAAUGGUUGAGAGAUGGUGUUCUUGAGACAGUCCCCUCCUUAUACCAAAGUCACAGGUCCCUCCCACCCCAGCUUCAGUCUACUCAUCUCCUGGUGCGUGUCAUGCUUUCUCACCCCCAAGACUUUGUACAUCUCUUAUACAUUAUCCUAAACCACCUUUUCCAAAUCUGCCCUUUUACCUAUAGCUCCUGUGUCAUUGCUGUGCUGAGACCCCAAGAAAAGAACAGAAACGCAAACAAUUUUCUCAGUCAUUUAUUUCAGGUGUUCUUAUAGGAUAAAAAUGAAGGUUUACCCAUUUGAAUGGUGCAAGGUUACCCGCAAUCUUGGGGUCCUUAUGGGGGAGGGGGAAGGGAAAAAUUGGGUAUUUUCAUACUUUUUCAUUCCCCAGCCCCUCAGCAUCUCCUGAGGCUUAAUAAUGAUCCAGUAA
Phascolarctos cinereus (koala) is the source of this 2518-nucleotide messenger RNA. It is a transcript of the gene PYGO2, whose product is annotated as pygopus family PHD finger 2. The record is from RefSeq and is a predicted model, not a curated record. NCBI's taxonomy places the organism in Eukaryota, Metazoa, Chordata, Mammalia, Diprotodontia, Phascolarctidae. Gene Ontology annotation, biological process: spermatid nucleus differentiation; kidney development.